AGAGUUAGUACGCUUUUAGUUGCCUCGCGGUUCAGUAGUGUUUGGCCGACGACGACUAAGCCUUUGCCUAUCUCUCGCUCAACUCGAGGGAGACACAUAAUAAUACAACAACCAGCAUUUAUUUUUAAUAAUACCCCAUACGUUCUGUUGUCUAUGGACAGACAACGCCGCAGAUAAAAGUGAAAGUGAUAACUUGUUUUGAAAUUGGUCAACACUACGUGGCUAAUUCUUUGAAGAACUUAUUCGAUUUUGUUGUGAAGUUGAUCUAAGUUAUUUCAGAGCUCCGGAUUUGGAAUUGAUAUAACCGUCUACCAUGGCUACGCCCGUGGAAAUCAUGACCCAGAGAGGACCCGCUUUCGACUCCAACUGCAUGACCCUGACGCGGUUCGUGCUGCAGGAACAGAAGAAGCACAAACAUGCCACCGGGGAUCUGUCCCAGCUGCUAAACUGCAUCCAAACGGCUAUCAAAGCCAUCAGCUCUGCGGUUCGAAAGGCGGGAAUUGCUAAAUUACAAGGAAUCUCAGGUGACACCAACGUCCAGGGAGAGCAGGUAAAGAAGUUGGAUGUGCUCUCCAAUGAAAUUUUCAUAAAUAUGCUGAAGUCGUCAUACGCCACUUGUUUGCUGGUGUCGGAAGAAAACGAUAACGUUAUCGAGAUCGAGACUGAAAAACGUGGCAAAUAUGUCGUUUCGUUCGAUCCCCUUGAUGGUUCAAGCAACAUUGACUGUCUCGUGUCGAUUGGAUCCAUUUUUGGCAUCACUAAACAAGUAACGGAAGGUUCUGAGCCCAGUGAAGCAGACGCAUUGCAACCGGGUAACAAAAUGGUCGCUGCUGGGUACGCACUUUACGGAUCUGCUACUAUGAUUGUGAUUAGUUUAGGUGAAGGUGUGCAUGGGUUCAUGUACGAUCCUUCGAUCGGGGAGUUUGUGCUGACAGACUACAACCUUCGGAUACCAGAACGAGGUAAUAUUUACUCCAUAAACGAGGGUUAUGCGUCAACUUGGGAUCCAUCGGUUUACAACUACGUACAGGCCAAAAAGGAUCCGGCCAAGGGAAAACCAUACGGGGCUCGUUACGUGGGAAGUAUGGUAGCCGAUGUCCAUCGGACAAUCAAGUAUGGAGGAAUCUUUAUCUACCCGGCCACCGCGGCUGCCAAGAAUGGCAAACUACGACUGCUCUACGAGUGCAAUCCGAUGGCCUUUAUCGUAACGAACGCCGGUGGAAAGGCAAGUGCAGGAAAGGAUAAGGAAAUUUUGGAUGUCGUGCCUACAUCAAUCCAUCAACGUUGCCCGAUCUAUCUGGGAUCUAAGCUGGAUGUUGAGGAAGCUUUGAGUUAUAUCAAGUGAAUGUUGAAGAUGUUUUUGUACCGUUUCAAAAAUAAAAUUAUGUUUAAAGGUUGAGAUUUAAA
Molecule: messenger RNA, 1407 nt
Organism: Uranotaenia lowii
Lineage: Eukaryota; Metazoa; Arthropoda; Insecta; Diptera; Culicidae
Gene: fbp
Product: fructose-1,6-bisphosphatase 1
Exons: 6
Coding region: 314-1345 (343 amino acids)
Biological process (GO): fructose 1,6-bisphosphate metabolic process; sucrose biosynthetic process; gluconeogenesis
Cellular component (GO): cytoplasm; cytosol
Molecular function (GO): fructose 1,6-bisphosphate 1-phosphatase activity
Source: RefSeq, a predicted model, not a curated record